AUGGAUGACUUGUUCAAACGUGCCAACAAAUAUUCAAUGCUCGAGGAUGACGUACGGGCAGCCAUCCAACAAGUCAUGGUUGCCGGGCAAGCGGCUAGGGGAGGUGCGGACAGACAUGCUAAACCUCCGGACCGGCCAAAACCAGUUGACCGGAGGCAGGAAGGGCCAAGUGGCCUAGACCCAUCGGAACGGAUCCAUCCACAAGAGACCGUAGCAGGAGAUGUGCCUUCCACAAGGAUCAUCCAGACAAAACAUGGAGAUAUAUAUGAUUGUGUGGACUUCUACAAGCAACCUGCAUUUGAUCAUCCUUUAUUGAAGAAUCAUAAUUUUCAUCCCCAGUAUAUGAGGCCAACAUCACCUCCUAGAAGAGUGAGCCCAGAGAAAGAGGUGCCAAAACCUGAUUAUAAACACGUGAAAAUAGGGUUGGAGGGUGGAGGAUGUCCGAUGGGAACAGUUCCCAUAAGGAGAACUACUAAAGAUGAUCUCAUUAGAGCCAAAUUGUACUCAGAAAUGCAUGCUUCGAAAAUUAAUCCUCUUACUGACGAGGAACCUGGCAAACAUUUUGCUGUGGCUCGAACUUUCGAAAAUAUCGAUUAUGAUGGAGUUGGAGCGAUGCUUAGCGUAUGGAAUCUUCCGGUUCAAGCUCCUCAAUACACUUUAGGUCGAGUAAAGAUUAAAAAUGGUGCCGAAAGCUUAGAAGCUGGGUGGACGGUGAGUGGACAAAAGAUUUUGCUUGUGAAUCCGGUUUUAUAUGGUGGUGAUAAUAGAACCAGAAUGUAUAUUUAUACCAAUGCUGGUCAAGCACAUUGUUUCAACACACAAUGUGGAUAUAUACAAGCUUCAAUAGAUAUACCUGUGGACAUGUUCUCGAACCAGUUUCAAGAUAUGGACACGAUUAAUCUGAACUGGUAUCUUAAAUACGAUGACAAUCGUACCGUGAUAGGUUGGUGGCCAAGUCGAAUAUUCACCAAUUUAGGAAGCACGGCUACGGGAGCAGAAUGGGGAGGAGAGGUAUUCAGCCCACCGAAUGUCCCUAGUCCAGGAAUGGGUUCCGGUCAUCGGAUAAAGUUGGACACCAAUUAUGAUGCAUUUUUCGCGCAAGCCAAUAUUGUAGUAAAUAAUACGAUUAUAAAACCUCGUAAGGACCUAAAGCUGUUUACUGAUAGUUUUAAUUUCGAUAUAACCAAUAAAGGAGAUGUUGGAGGGGAACCUGGUUAUCUGAUCCUUUAUGGGGGUGUUUCUGGUGCAAUUGGAAAUUGA
This is a messenger RNA of Vitis vinifera (wine grape), 1260 nucleotides long. RefSeq names its product protein neprosin-like. The record is from RefSeq and is a predicted model, not a curated record. The transcript has 8 exons. Bases 1 to 1260 code for a protein of 419 amino acids. NCBI's taxonomy places the organism in Eukaryota, Viridiplantae, Streptophyta, Magnoliopsida, Vitales, Vitaceae.